Molecule: messenger RNA, 1062 nt
Organism: Funneliformis mosseae
Lineage: Eukaryota; Fungi; Glomeromycota; Glomeromycetes; Glomerales; Glomeraceae
Source: the annotation of a GenBank genome assembly
AUGUUUGCAGCAAACGAUUUCGACCCAGGAUUUUAUUACACUUCAGAUCUAAUUCCAACUAGUGAGAGUGACUUGGAAGAAAAUAAUAACGUACAAGAGGAGGAUAUAGAAACAAGUAAUACUGACACAGUGGACGAUCUUUCAAACGGACGUCAUUAUGGCGAUUACAAUACAAUAAAUAUGGAUUUAGAUGGUGAAUACACUUCUGACGAAGAACAGCGUCCUCGUCCGACGCCAACAACAAGUCAUACUUUUCAACGACUUGUUGACCCUCAUGCUACCCGUCACCACCAUAGAUCUUCCUCACAACGAAGUCAUGGCUUUUCUCCGUUAGGAACGCGGUUUUCCUCGUUGCGGAGACAAAAUGCAAUUACAUCUUCCUUUCUUACGCAACAUGUUAAAAAUAAUAACGAACUUUCCAAACAAGCUAUAUCCGAUAAUGGCUCAAAGGAUUCGAGGCAAUUUCAUUUGCCAGAAUCUAGUUUUUUGCGUGCUGGAAUGUCGUUUACCGGAACGCAAAAUUUAAUGAAUUCACAUCCUCAGCAAAGGGACGAAGAAUGGGAAGUUAAAGUGACAAUUCAUUAUGUAAAUUAUAAGACAGGAACCGUUAUAGGAUUAAUGGAAGCUUUGAAUGUACCAAAUAGUUCAAACACCGUUGUUACGUAUUGGGAAGGUGAAAUGAUUGAUUUCGUUAACCAUUUUCUUUGGACGGAUAAAUGGAAUUCUAGCCCGGAAAUUGAUCUUCAACAUUGGAAGAAAUUCGAAGCCUUCCGUCAUAUGGAUGUUCGAAGUGUAAUCAGAGGAACCCCAACUAGAGAAUGGUUUCAAGAAGCAUGUCAAAAAUAUAUAUUCAUGAGAUGGAAGGAGCAUUAUUUUGUUAACGUAACUGCUCAGGAAAGUGGAUUAACUAUUGCCGGAUUUUAUUAUAUUUGCAUUAGGAGGAGUGAUGGAGCUAUUGAAGGUUAUUAUUUUGAUCCUGUUUCUACACCGUAUCAAAAAUUGACCCUUAAACCAUUAUUAGAAGGGAAUGGAAUUUCAUUCUGUGAUUAUAGUCUUAAUUAA